This is a messenger RNA of Colias croceus (clouded yellow), 1660 nucleotides long. Its product is annotated as sugar transporter ERD6-like 4. NCBI's taxonomy places the organism in Eukaryota, Metazoa, Arthropoda, Insecta, Lepidoptera, Pieridae. Gene Ontology annotation, molecular function: transmembrane transporter activity. The transcript has 3 exons. The record is from RefSeq and is a predicted model, not a curated record. Bases 121 to 1572 code for a protein of 483 amino acids. Gene Ontology annotation, cellular component: membrane. Gene Ontology annotation, biological process: transmembrane transport.
UUUUCAUUUUAAACACAGAUUACUUCAGUGUUAGUGUGUUGUUCGUGUGUUAAUGUAAUAUUUUUCACAUUUUCACAUUUUAGUUUUGUUUUCUAAGUUUAUGUAUGAAAUUUUGGAAUUAUGACAAGGCUUACAACAAAACAGGCCCUGGUUGUAACUGGCUUGAUGUUUAUAAACAUAUCGGAUGGUUACAUUUAUGGUCAAAUGUCUGGCAUGAUAGAUGCUCUGAAGGCUCCAGACAGUCCCAUACCUGUUACAGAUGAAGAUAUUUCCUGGAUAGCUUCAAUUCUGAACUUAACGUGUGUCUGUGGAUUCGCCUUAUUUGUGGUUGCAGACCAGUUUGUUGGACGAAGAAAAUCUGUCAUGUUAUUUAGUUCACCCAUACUCGUGACAUGGAUUAUUUUGUAUUAUGCUCAAAGCAAAACUGUGUUGUUGUUUUCACGUAUAAUAGUGGGAGUAUUUUUUGGAAGUGUUAUAACUGUAUCGUAUAUUAACAUAGGUGAAUAUAUAUCUUCGAAGAAUCGAUCAUUUUAUACUAAUUUAGUUUGCGGAGCUGGCCCAAUUAUUGGUACAAUGAUAGGUCAUGUGUUGAGUAUUUUAUUGCAUUGGAGGCACGUAGCUCUUAUUGGAACAAUCCCUACAAGUUUGUCCAUAAUUCUACCAAUCUUUUGGGUAGAAAGCCCAUCAUGGCUGGCUUCCAAAGGUCGGUUUGAUGAAUGUAGAGCGGCGUUCAAAGCUCUGCGUGGUUCCAGCCAAGAGGCCUGCAAUGAAUUGGACCAACUAAUCGCACACGAAAAGGCUAAACAAAGAACUUUUUCCAUGCAAAAACGUGAUACAAUAUUGGCUAAAUUAUUUACUGCUUUCAAAACUAAAUCUUUUUGGAGAGUUAUGGGUUUAAGCCUCGUCGACGUCACCUACAGAGUAGGAUCGGGGCGUGUUUUAUUUUUUACCUUUGCUAUCACUCUAAUACAAAAUAUAACUAAUAGUUCAAAUAUUUUACUAUUUACGAUGGCUGUAGAUGCCUUUACAAUAACUGGUGCUAUGCUUUCUUGUUUUGUUGUUAAGAAAUUAAAGUUGCGUACACUGAUUUUAAGUUUCGGAACAAUUUCAAACAUUCUACUCGUAAUUCUUGGUGUUUGUUUAUAUUCUUUACCGAGUACUAACAUAUAUUUUUCAUACGUAAAGAUUUUUCUGCUCGCCGCUUACUUUAUUAUUCUAAGUGCCGGGCCGUAUGCGGUACUCGAAGCUAUAGUUAGUGAAAUAUUCCCGCUAGAAAUUAAAUCGUUUUGUUUAUUUUUAAUAGGCGUUACUGGUACCACAUUCCAAUUUAUAGCUAUAAAAAUCGCUCCUAGUAUGUUUGAGUCGAUGGGAUAUCAUGGUGUUUUCUUAUUAAAUGCCUUUAUAGUAUUUCUUUGUUUGGUUUAUUUGUGGGCAUUUUUGCCUGAAACAAAAGGCCGAUCUUUACAGGAAAUUGAAGUUUUCUUUCGCCUUGGUAGAUUCGAAACGGUAUGUGAUAGGGAACCGGUGAAAGAAUUGAUUCCUUAUAAAGAAAAAAAAGUGGGUAGUCCAUAACACUUAUUGUAAUGUGCAUUGUGACACAUAAUUAAAAGAUCAAAUGUGAAUACAUAAUUAAAAGAUCAAAUAUAUAUUUGAGAUUUUU